This is a messenger RNA of Xiphophorus hellerii (green swordtail), 2134 nucleotides long. RefSeq names its product heart- and neural crest derivatives-expressed protein 1. The record is from RefSeq and is a predicted model, not a curated record. Bases 511 to 1095 code for a protein of 194 amino acids. NCBI's taxonomy places the organism in Eukaryota, Metazoa, Chordata, Actinopteri, Cyprinodontiformes, Poeciliidae. Gene Ontology annotation, biological process: regulation of transcription by RNA polymerase II; heart development. Gene Ontology annotation, molecular function: RNA polymerase II transcription regulatory region sequence-specific DNA binding; DNA-binding transcription factor activity, RNA polymerase II-specific; protein dimerization activity. The transcript is spliced from 2 exons.
AACGUCAAUGACAAAAACAAAAAAGCAAGGAAUCAAACUUAUGCCUGUACAUGUAAACCUGAUGCCAGUGAGGCAGAUGUUUCGGUCCCUGCGUUCUGGUGCCGUGAUAUUCUGGCACCAUGUUCUUCCAAACCUCUCCAAACUCUCCUCCCAUUUCCUCCAUUGGUUGCCUCUUUCUCACGCUCACAUCCAGCUCAUAUAAACCUGGGGCCUCACACCUUCAGCUGGGUCAAAUUUCUCCUGCAGGUCACUGCGUCCUCUUCGUGAAAAGAGGUUUCAUCUGGACCGUGGCGCAUCGCUGACGUUUCAUCCCUGGAAUACUUUUUAAGGCUGAGCUUUUUAAGAAUCUUGGACCAUGUGAAAUAAAUCGAGUCUUUGUUGAUUUAAGCUUGUAAAUGAAUUUAGGAGAGUCCUCGACUAAGUUUCGAAUGAGUUCUGCUCGCUGGUGAUCCCCGAGCAGAGACGGUUUAGGGGGGGAGGCGAACGAGCGCAUUUUCUUCCCGGCACAGCAUGAACCUCAUCGGGGGCUACCAGCAUCACCACCACCACCACCUGAUGCACGAACCUUUCCCGUUCGUCCAGCGGUGCCACCAGGACGCGCCGUACUUCCAGAGCUGGGUGGUGAACCACGGGGAGGUGCCCGCGGACUUCCAGAUCCAGGCGCCCUUCACGCCGUCCGCGGAGCUGGGCGCGCAUGGAGCUGCGCACGACGGCCGGCUCGAGGGGCUCCAGCCGGGGAUGGGGAAGAGGAGAGCGUCCGGGCCGAAGAAGGAGCGCCGCAGAACGGAGAGCAUCAACACGGCUUUCGCGGAGCUCCGGGAGUGUAUUCCCAACGUUCCCGCAGACACCAAACUGUCCAAAAUCAAAACUCUGCGUCUGGCGACCAGUUACAUCGCGUAUCUGAUGGACGUGCUGGCCAAAGACUCCGGCGAGACGGAGGGCUUUAAGGCCGAGAUUAAGAAAUUUGAAACGCGGGAUUUGAAAAGGAAACGAGAGCUGACCGACGGCCUGCAGGAGACUUUUGGAGGCGAAAAGAAGGUGAAGGGCCGGACCGGGUGGCCGCAGCAGGUCUGGGCCCUGGAGCUCAACCAGUGACCUCCUCAGAAAAGACACACAUACACACACACACCCACACACACACACACACACACCGACUUAGGCCGAACACACCGCUGUGCAUGCGCAGUGAUGCGCUAAAAGGGAGAAAAUCAAAGGGCAACGCGGAUAGAAGGAGCUGCAGAUGCGCUGCUCAUUACUGUGUACCCCACUAUAAUAACAACAACAACAACAAUAAUAAUAAUAAUAAUAAUAAUAAUAAUAAUAAUAAUAAUAAUAAUAAUAAGGUAGAGAUAUUUGUGGUAUUUUUGCUUUUUAAUUGUUUCUCUUUAGGUCUUCACUUCAAAGCAGAUGUUGGCAGAAACAUCUGUCCGUGUUCUCUGGCCUUCCCUGGUUUUUGUCCCUCAGAGCAAAGAGUGCGCAAAGCUUUCUUUUUUUUAAUGUCUGUUGAUUAUUGCAAUAAUAACAAGGUAAGAAAUGCGGUACAUUUGAGACUUUUUUUUUUUCAUUGAUUCGUAAUCUUUACCGUUGAAAAAUGUUUAACCAAUCACAAACCGUUUUCAUCGUUUAAGAGACUUAUAACGUUUUACUGUCGCUUUUCUUUACUCGCACCUGUAAAUUACACAAGCAGAAAGCGGCUUCGCAGCGACUUCUCACUGUUCAGGAUUAUUUAAUUUCUAAUUUAACCUGGACUUAAUUUAAGUACCGAGUUCCGUUUUGACUUGACGGCACUAAAAGGACAUCAUGUUCUAGCUUUAUGCUGACUCUGAAUCCGCGGUCAUAACCAAGCGGUGGAAACUCUGCAGACUCUUGUUGUUGUUGUUGAAUGAAUUGAAUCUACCUCAGUACUUUAAAUGUCACUGUAGAGGAGAAAAACCAACCGAGAGUGAGACACUGACAUGAACGCAGCUUUUCACUCCCGACAUGUAAAAACGGUCAAUGUAAAAAAAAAAAAAAAAAAAAAAAAAAAAACGUGGAAUAAAAUGUUUAUUAUUGUGCGCAAUGUUAAUGGAAAUGUGUGUUAGAUGUGAAGGUAUAUUUGUUUCCAUAAAUAAAUGGAUUAUUUCAUGACAGUAUA